GGCAGAGCCGGGCAGCCGUGACGGGUCAGCGCUUCGGCUGCCGGCUUCUACGCGUGUCCUGGCUUCCGUUUAUUAGACUGCUUUCGUAGUUUGCGGAGAGAAACGGUGAUUUUUUUUUUUUCCCCCUCCAACUUAGUCUGAACUAUGUGUUUUCGUCGAUAGUUAUGGGUGGAGAUGUAUUUGCAGGAUGGGGAAAAAAAAACCCCAUCUGUGCUGUACCUGUCACUUCAUGGUUUAUGAACAGCGAAUAUAGUGAUUUGGGAAAAACUUAAGCGUUUAUGUUGCUGGAAUUGGAAGAUUUUAAGGAAGACAAGCUGGAAGAGUUGCACAGGAUCAAAUACAAGUAAUUUCCUUUAGGUUGGUUCAAUCAACUGCUAAAAAAAUGCUAUCUCUGAAUGAAGAUCAGUUAAUAACUAAGCAGCUCACCGUAUCAUAAGAGCCUAUUGAGGAUUCAACAAUUUACUUUCAUAAAGAACAAAGGAAGACGUCAGAAGUUGACAUACCAGAAGUAUCUGCAUGUAUAAGAAAUUACAGAUGACUGUAGUUGAGUAAUAAGGGCUUGAUAUUAAGUCGUAAAACAGGUACUUGUUUUCAAGAAAUACAAUGGACAACAUGAAAAAAGUUUCUAACAGCUCUUGCAAUGACGGACUUCUACUUAGAAUGGGCCUUAAUGAUAACAAAGCUGGAAUGCAGGGUUUGGAUAAGGAGAAAAUCAAUAAAAUCAUCAUGGAAGCUACCAAGGGUUCUAAAUUUUAUGAAAAUGAACUUAAGAAAGAUCAACAAGUUAACCAACGAAUUGAAAAAAUGAUGCAGCUAAAAGAGAAAAUCACAGCCCAACAGCUCUUGAAAGCACAGAUGCAGGUGGACAAACUUGUGAUAGAACUGGAACAGAACCGUAACCUUAGCAGUACAAUUGUACAUAUUGACAUGGACGCCUUCUAUGCAGCUGUGGAAAUGCGAGACAAUCCAGAGCUGAAGGAAAAACCUAUAGCAGUGGGAUCAAUGAGUAUGUUGUCCACCUCAAAUUACCAUGCUCGGAGAUUUGGGGUACGUGCAGCCAUGCCUGGAUUUAUUGCUAAAAGGCUAUGUCCCCAUCUAACUAUAGUACCACUAAACUUUGAAAAAUACGGCAAAGUGAGUAAAGAGGUUAGAGAAAUACUGGCUGAAUAUGAUCCCAAUUUUAUGCCUAUGGGCCUAGAUGAAGCCUACCUGAACAUAACAGAGCACUUGGAGGAAAGGCUGAACUGGCCUGAAGAUAGAAGAAGGUUCUUUUUUAAUACAGAAAGCACUACAGGAAUAGAUAAAGAUUGUGUGAAUAUGUCUGCCAAAUUUAACGAAGGUGAAGUCUCUUCUUCACCAGUGCUGUUUGAAGACAACACAUCUCUGAUGGAUGACGAACAUGAACAAAGAGGUCUAUCAGUGGAAAACUCAGUUGUCUUUGGAACUUCUGCAGAGGAAGUUGUGAAGGAAAUUCGCUUUAGGAUUGAGCAGAAAACUCAACUGACUGCUAGUGCAGGAAUAGCACCAAAUACAAUGUUAGCAAAAAUGUGCAGUGAUCGUAAUAAGCCUAAUGGCCAAUACAGAAUUACUCCUGAGAGACAAGCAGUGCUAGACUUCUUAAAAGAUUUGCCCAUUAGAAAGGUGCCAGGUAUUGGAAAAGUAACAGAGAAGAUGUUAAAAGCACUUGGAAUUGUGACUUGCUCAGAACUUUACCAGCAGAGGGCGCUGCUUUCUCUUCUUUUUUCAGAAGUAUCUUGGCGUAAUUUCUUGGAUAUUUCACUUGGUUUGGGCUCAACACAUUUGGAAAAGGAUGGAGAAAGAAAAAGUAUGAGCACUGAAAGAACAUUCAGUGAAAUUAACACAGCAGAAGACCAGUACAGUUUGUGUCGAGAGCUCUGCAGAGACCUUGCUCAAGAGUUACAAAAAGAGGGACUUAAGGGUAAAACUGUUACAUUGAAGCUUAAGAAUGUGAAUUUCGAAGUUAAAACCAGAGCUUCAACUGUGCUGUCUUCUGUUUCUACUGAGGAGGAAAUAUUUACUGUUGCUAAAGAUUUGUUAGGAACAGAAAUUGAUAGUGUUGCUCCUCACCCUCUACGGAUAAGACUUAUGGGUGUACGAGUAUCAGGAUUUCUAACUGAAGAUGAAAAGAAAUACCAACAAAAAAGCAUUACAAGUUUCUUAAAAUCAGGAAAAGAAAUUGGUUACCUUAGGCUUCAGCCAGAGAAGUCCAACCAAGAGUAUUUCACAAAAAAUUCAGAAGCAACUCAUAGAGGGAGUUUUUUUGAUCAAAAGCGAGCAGCAAGACAACUAAACAGUGAGAAUAUUUCUCCAAAUGAAAGCAUAGGUAAGCAGCUGUUUCAUGAUGAUAGAUCAUCAGCAAAUAUUGUGGAAGAAACAAAGAAAGACGCCGAUUUACAGAAUUCUAAUGUUUGUAAGAUCUUCACCUGUCCUGUGUGCUUUGAGAAACAAAGCAGCAAUAAUUUGGAAGAACUUAAUAGACACAUUGAUGAGUGCCUCAAUGGGAUGUGUGUUAAAGAUACUGUGAAAAUAUCCAAGAAUGACAGUUCAAGAGCAAAUACAUCUAACUUUCUUCCACAGUUUAAAACUGAGUGGGUUGAUAAAUGUCAAAAAAAUGAAACAUAUCAAUUAUCAGGAACAGACCAGUCUGCAAGUGUAUCUGACAGCUCUACUGACAAUAGCACAGAAAAAUUUGCUCAGAUAGUACCUGAUAAAUCUCCCAGAGAACGACAGCCUAACAAUCUCAGUGACAUUGCUAGAAAUGUGUGUAUGAAACAGUGUGUCUUCCCCAAACGAAUGUCACAAGACAAGGAAGACCAUUUUGACAAGACUGAAGAUAAAGAAGGAAGUAGUUCAUCCUGUUUCUUUGAAGCCAAAGAAGACAGUGUUCUUGUUUGUCCAGUUUGUAAUUCAGAACAGAAAACCACCAAUCUAAUGUCAUUUAACAGACAUGUUGAUAUCUGCUUAAAUAAAGGCCUUAUCCAGGAGCUAACAGAAAAACAGGAUUUUCCAACUAAGACUUAUAAUGUGGAAAACUCAAACAGAAUUUUCUCUGGAGGUUUAAGCAAAGGACAGCAAUACACAAAUCCUUCACAAGGAACAAAAAGGUCUGGACUAACAGCUUCACAGUCAGUAUCUAAAAAACCCAAGGCAAGCAAUUCCAAACAUACAAUCAAAAUGUUUUUUAAAUGAUUGUGUAGCAACGUGUUCUACAUGAAGCAUUUAAUAGAGAUUUAUGACUGCAAGUUAAUUUAGCUUUGGCAGUAGGCUGGAUUCAGGUGCCUGUCAUUUUGGAACCAUUCCAUAUCUGUGUAAUAAGAACAUGAUAUCUGAGAUAGAAGAAGAGGUAAAACGAAGGGGUUUUUUCUUUUCUUUUUUUUUUUUCUUUUCUUUGGAGAAUAAUACUUUUAUUUCCACUUGUUUCCAAGAAUCAGAAUUUGGUAGCACUUUGAUAUAGCUCCCUAGAAUACACAGGAAUCAUUAGCUAGGGUGCUCCACUGUACUUACUGAAGGCCCUCUUCCCACAUCUGAACUUCCGUCUUCCCUAUUGUAAAAAUAAAAGUGUGAGAUUAACUGUAUGAUAACAAAGAGGAGUUGAGUUGCUCAAUUUCAGCUAAUGUUUGUCUUCGUAGUGGACACAAAAAUGUGUUAGUCUCUCACACAGAAUAAGAACAAGAACUUAGAGCACUAUCAAGCUCUCAUUGUUACUGAAAAUUACUUCAGUAAGAGUUGAUUGACCAGAUCUGAAGGACUUGUCAUGGUAUGAUAUGCAACAACUUCACUUAUUUGAAAAAUGUUUAAAAAUCUGUUAAGUGAGAGGAUUCGUCCAGGAUACUCAGACAAAUGUUGAAUGAUGAAAAUGAUGAAUGAUGAAAUGAUGAAAAUGCCGUUUCAUCUUUGGCCUUUCCAAAGGGACUGAAAACUUUUACAGUUUGAAAUUGUUACCAGUGAGUAGCACUAAAUUUCCUCUAAAUAAAAGGUUUCAUGGUGCAAUAAUAAUGAAUUACAUGCAAAUACAAGAUAAUGAACUUUCUUAUUGUUCAGCUAUCUUUCUCUUUUAAAUUAUUUUGUAUUGCUGAAUAAAGUGUAUUCUGUGAGUGCAUAUGUGGAAAAAGGAAUGUAAGUGCAAAUAUUUAAAAUGCUCUGUUUAGAUUUUUUUCUGUUCACAUCAAAUUGUUUAAAGACAUUUUAUUAUAAUCAAAUAUUUAUCAGACAAAUAAUUUAUUAUAACAUAUUUCUUAGAAGUUAUACAAACAUUGCCAAGCCCUGUAGGAAAUAUAAAUUGCUUUUUUAACUGCAAGGUCUUUUAAAGAAGUGGCUGCUGCAGAAGCAUCUAUUUUGCUGUUCAACUGUAUUGAGAUUUCCUUGCUUUUUAAUCAAACAAAUGUAUACAUUCUAUGUGUUAGAUGCUCAAGCUCAGUUCAGAAUAUGCUUUCCUGUUUCCAGAAUGGCUGGAAUGAUUACACCAUCUCUACCUGCUUAUCUGUUUGUCAGAUGCCACUGUACCCACAGCUCUGUCAUUUGAAUUCAUGUCAGUGCUCCCUUACCUUCUUUGGACCAAAUCAGCUGGACUAGUUCAAACUUUAAAUUGACUCAGUCAGCUUUUUCAAACUGGGUCAGUGAGCACUCAGCAUGAGCUAUUCUGUUGACAGGCAUGGGAACUUCUCAUAGGAAAGACAUAAAAGCAACUGAGGGAACAUAAGUCUGCCAACUGCUGUUUAGAAAGUGAACACCUAUCCCUUUUUUAGUUUGUAUCUCUGAUUCAAUAAAGUGUAGAAUCUAAGUA
Messenger RNA from Zonotrichia albicollis (white-throated sparrow), 4804 nucleotides. RefSeq names its product DNA polymerase kappa (gene POLK). The record is from RefSeq and is a predicted model, not a curated record. Gene Ontology annotation, biological process: error-prone translesion synthesis. Gene Ontology annotation, molecular function: damaged DNA binding; DNA-directed DNA polymerase activity. Gene Ontology annotation, cellular component: nucleus. NCBI's taxonomy places the organism in Eukaryota, Metazoa, Chordata, Aves, Passeriformes, Passerellidae.